Messenger RNA from Brettanomyces nanus, 375 nucleotides. RefSeq lists its product as uncharacterized. The transcript has a single exon. Gene Ontology annotation, biological process: meiotic joint molecule formation; meiotic DNA recombinase assembly involved in reciprocal meiotic recombination; double-strand break repair via homologous recombination. Bases 1 to 375 code for a protein of 124 amino acids. Gene Ontology annotation, cellular component: Swi5-Swi2 complex; Swi5-Sfr1 complex. NCBI's taxonomy places the organism in Eukaryota, Fungi, Ascomycota, Pichiomycetes, Pichiales, Pichiaceae. The record is from RefSeq and is a predicted model, not a curated record.
AUGGCAUCACUGGAAGGUAACAGUACGACACUUGACUGUCCGGAUUUGGUGAAUCAAGAGGAUAUCUCGUUUGAAAGAGCAAAGGAUUAUAGUGAUGAUUCGGAUACUACAAGACAAUUAGAUUCCGAUUAUAAUACACUACAUAGUAUUAAAAAGAAAUGCCAAGAUGUGAUGAAGGAAUUGGCAAUCAGUGAUAUUACAGAGAUUGACAAAGAACUUGAACCCGAUGAAAAAGAGAAGAAGAGACAUAUCAGACAGCUCAAUCGAUACAAUGAAUUGAAAGAUACCGCGAUGCAGUUGAUUUCGAUGAUUGCGGAACAAAGAGGGUUAAGGAUCAAAGAUGUAAUGAAUGAGAUUGGAGUUGAAGGGGAAUAG